Molecule: messenger RNA, 366 nt
Organism: Salvia miltiorrhiza (redroot sage)
Lineage: Eukaryota; Viridiplantae; Streptophyta; Magnoliopsida; Lamiales; Lamiaceae
Exons: 2
Coding region: 16-348 (110 amino acids)
Source: RefSeq, a predicted model, not a curated record
GCCUCACUUCCUGACAUGCGUACACCAGAUCAGAACAUUGAAUGGUUUGACGAAGCUUGGUCUGAUCCUGAAUUUGUCAAAUCAUGCAAACAAUUACUACCAAAGACUUCAGCAAGGUCAGGUUUAAUAGAUAAAAUCCCAUCUUUUAGCCUUGGAGCAACACAGCGGAUGGAAGUGGAUCUGAAUGUUGGGGUGAAUGCGGUUACUCUUGAAACCGAAUGCUUGGUAAAUGCAAUGACAAAGGGGGCAUCUACAAACAAGGCAGGAAUGAAUGAACAUUGUGACAAAGACAAGACGAGGAAUGGAAAUCUGGGGUUAGCUACGGGCACUAGGGUGUAUAAUGUAUGAAUUUGAUUAGUAUACAAC